ACUCAUUCUGGAAAAAGUAGUACUCAUUUUAAAAUAAAGAAGUACUCAUUUUUACACAUUUGUCUAAUAUAAUUAUAAUAAAUAACGUAGUGUUCAUUCUUAAAAAAAACAAUACUCAUUCUUAAAUAAGGAAAUGUUCAUUCUGAAAUAUAGUAUUGUUCAAUUUUUUCACAAUUAAAAAGUUCAAUACCAUCAUCAACUUCUUCCUCUAUUCGAUUCGUCCCUACUCAUUUAUACACUCUGAGCAUGGAGAAUUUAAAACCCAGGUUUAUUCAUGUUUGUAUUGAAUAAGAAUAUGAUAAUUCUCAUAAGUGCUGGUACUCCUUCUCAAAUCUGCCGGUACUCAUUGUCAUAUAUAACAGGUGUGCUCUCAGAUGGCCAGGCCAUAGCUGUCAAGAGAUUAUCCACAAAUUCGCAACAGGGAGAAGUUGAAUUCAAGAAUGAGGUGAUUUGUGUUGCAAGGCUACAACACAGGAAUUUGGUCAGACUCCUUGGCUUUUGUGUGCAAGGAACUGAAAGGCUUCUCAUUUAUGAGUUCUUGCCCGAAUCAAGUCUCGACCACUUGGUAUUUGAUGCAAGCAAGCGUGGAAGGUUGGAUUGGGAGACGCGCCGGAAGAUCAUUGUAGGAAUAGCACGAGGGCUUCUUUACCUUCACCAGGAUUCUCAGUUUCGGAUCGUUCACCGCGAUCUCAAGGCCAGUAAUGUUCUAUUGGAUGAGGAUAUGAAUCCUAAAAUCUCAGAUUUCGGAAUGGCAAAGUUGUUCGAAUCAAACGAUCAAACAAGAGACACCACUAGCAGGAUCGUUGGCACCUAUGGCUAUAUGGCACCGGAAUAUGCAAUCCACGGUCGAUUCUCAACCAAAUCAGACGUUUACAGCUUUGGUGUGCUGUUGCUCGAAAUAAUCACAGGUGAAACAAUUAGGAUCUUCCGUGGAGGCGAAGACGAACAAGAUCUUGUUAAUUAUGCAUGGUCAAUGUGGAAUAAAGGGACAGCGUUGGAACUCAUUGAUCCCACAAUGCCAGUGGCUGGUUCAACCAGCGACGUAACGAGGUGCAUCCAUAUUGCAUUGCUGUGUGUGCAAGAAAACGCCGGGAACAGACCGACCAUGGCUUCGGUUGUUCUCAUGCUCAGCAGCAGCUCCCUCGCCCUCUCAAGACCGGAAAGGCCGGCGUACACCCUUCACUCCAAGACCCAUCAAUAUUCGUCAUUGUCUUCUUCCCAUAUUUCUCGCUCUGCUUCUUCCAGAAGUAGUGGCCAGGAUGAUGACAAGAAGAGUUCUAGGAAUCAAGUUUCUAUAUCAGAGUUUGAACCUAGAUAGUUUGGUUCAUGGCACAAUAUUGUAAUAGAGAAUGUCAAUAGAGUUAAUAAAAAAAAGUUUAACUAGUUUUUAGUUUUGGUGCACAACUAAAUAAAGCAAAAUGACUUUA
Cuscuta campestris is the source of this 1427-nucleotide messenger RNA. The record is from the annotation of a GenBank genome assembly. NCBI's taxonomy places the organism in Eukaryota, Viridiplantae, Streptophyta, Magnoliopsida, Solanales, Convolvulaceae.